Messenger RNA from Mercurialis annua (annual mercury), 1339 nucleotides. RefSeq names its product AMSH-like ubiquitin thioesterase 2. The transcript is spliced from 7 exons. Gene Ontology annotation, cellular component: membrane; endosome. The record is from RefSeq and is a predicted model, not a curated record. Gene Ontology annotation, molecular function: protein binding; metal-dependent deubiquitinase activity; K63-linked deubiquitinase activity. Gene Ontology annotation, biological process: protein K63-linked deubiquitination. NCBI's taxonomy places the organism in Eukaryota, Viridiplantae, Streptophyta, Magnoliopsida, Malpighiales, Euphorbiaceae. Bases 521 to 1255 code for a protein of 244 amino acids.
UGGCAUUUUGGUAGAGAGAAGUAGGAAUGGUGGUCGUUUAAGGAAGAAGAUGGAAGAUUCUGAAAAAGGGUGACCAUUGAGUUCCACCAAAGCCAAGCAUUGGUAGCCUAGAGGAGUUCACACCCGAUUCCAGCUCAAAAUUCUGAUAUCUGUCACCAAUUGGUUUGUCACUAAAGACAAGAAACACACUCAUCUUCCAUCUUCCAUCCUUAUCUUCCUAACCAAUGUUUUACUAAAAAGCAAAUUGGUUUAAUAAAAAAAUCCACAAUCAGCUGAUUCUGACUCUUUUUAAAAAAGGUUAAAAAUACCAUUCAAAAUUUAAAAAUUAUUGAAUCGAGUAGAUUAUAAAAAUAGUUUACCUUUUUAAUUAUUAGUUAGAGUGUAAUUCAUUUGCUAGUAUGCAUUAUUAAUUUAUAUGUUUUGAAGUGGUGGUUAAAAGAGUGAUUGAACUGUAAAUGGAUAAUCAUACACCAGUUCGGCUAUCUGUUCGGUUUUUAAAACACGGAUCAUUGGAUCAAUUAUGGUAAAGGAAGAUGAAACAUCAUCCAGUUGUUUGCAUAAUCUCGACACCAGAAGGCAGCACAUGAGUGUUCAUAGAGUUACACAAUCUUCACCUUCUCCAAUCCUGUCCUGCGUAGAGAAGCCACCUAAACAUGCUCAUGUGCGAUUUCCAAACUCAGAUUCCAGUUCUGAUCAGUCCGCAUCAUCAUCCAACAUCUUGCAAGACAUACAUAUAUCAGAACGGUUGAUGGAGGAUUUUCUUGAACUUGCAAGAGAAAAUACGGAUAAGGAUCUUGAAACCUGUGGGGUUCUUGCUGCUUUCCGGGAAAUGGGGACUUACUAUGUAACUUCUCUCAUUAUUCCCAAACAAAAUUCAACUUCCAGCUCUUGCGAGGCUAUUAAAGAAGAAGAGUUCUUUGCAAUACAGAGCGAAGGAUCACUUUGUCCUGUGGGAUGGAUUCAUACUCAUCCUUCUCAAAGCUGUUUCAUGUCAUCAAUAGAUCUGCACACUCAAUACUCAUAUCAGGUAAUGGUGCCGGAAGCUUUUGCUAUAGUCAUGGCUCCAACUGAUUCUUCAAGGAGCUAUGGAUUAUUUCGGCUAUCGGAGCCAGGUGGGAUGGAUGUUCUAAAAGAAUGUCAAGAUACAGGAUUCCAUCCUCAUAAAGAUCCACCAAAUGGAUGCCCCAUUUAUGAGCACUGCUCCAAUGUAUUUAUAAAUUCUAAUCUCAGGUUUGAAAUCUUUGACUUGCGAUAAUAAAACUAUGUUGUAUGGAGAUGUUUCAAAUCUUCCUGUUAGAAUUAUGCCAAUAAAAUAUCUCAUUGCAUUGCUUGGGGCUAA